GACUCGUCGCCAUCAUCAGCCAAAACGCAUAGCCCCGUACGGAGGCGAAAUUGAGCUCCAGGGCGCGGAAGGGAACCUUUGCUCCAUUGGUGAUUGAGCAUAGAUCUACUGCGGCGUGUUUGGAAAUGCAAUGAGCCACAUCUUCCUUCAGACAUAUGAGUUCUUGGAUCGACUGGUUGCUUUGGACCACAUGCCGAUUGUGGGACCUGGGCCGGCAGUGCUUGGCAUGCUGUGAACUGGGAGUUGCGCAAGGCCCUUGAAACCCCGGCUUGGCCGGAGCUGGCUUUGCCUCCUUUGCCGUCUUCGUCAACCCGAUCCCAACCGCUCCCCAUCCGCCAGCCGAGUUGCUGUCCACCAACGUAGUUGCCAAUGCAGAGCGCCGUCGAUUACAACCAGCUCGCCGACGUGGCCGCCAGAGGCGCCGAUGCAUUUGUCGAAACGUUCUACAAGCUCUGGGACACGCAGCGACAUCUGCUGAUACGAUUGUACAAGGAUACCACCCCGAUUCUCUUCAAUGGCAUGCCCUUUAGCGGCGGAUCCAGCUUCGAGGAGCAUUAUCAACGCCUGCCGGCCACGGUCCACGAAAUUCAAUCGUAUGACUGCCAUCCGCUCUACUUUGGACAGGAGCGAGCCGACAUCGUCAUUACCGUCACAGGGAUCGUCAAGUUUGGCGCCUCCGUUGGCAGACCUUUCUCAGAGACCUUUCUGCUGACCCCCGAGACAGAUCCCGGCAAGAAGGGCACUUACUUUAUCGGCUCGGACUGCCGACGCUUUGUCUAGCAAAACCUGGAUGGCACUCGAGAUCCAGGCUCAUUGCCUGGAGUCAUCAUCGUGCAGUUUCAUUCAGAACGAGGCGGGCCGGCACCCAUCUGCGUUAUUUUGUUAGUUUGGGGGACCGUAGUCUUGGGAAUAGAAUAUGCAUUUGGCCAUCCGGACAGGC
Polychytrium aggregatum is the source of this 940-nucleotide messenger RNA. RefSeq lists its product as uncharacterized. The record is from RefSeq and is a predicted model, not a curated record. The transcript is spliced from 5 exons. Lineage: Eukaryota; Fungi; Chytridiomycota; Chytridiomycetes; Polychytriales. Bases 370 to 780 code for a protein of 136 amino acids. Gene Ontology annotation, biological process: protein import into nucleus. Gene Ontology annotation, cellular component: nuclear pore central transport channel.